UACAAUUGGUAAUACCCCUGACAUUUUAUUUCUGUAACAGUUCCAUGAGCAGUUCCAGUACUGAACAGAGUUUAAAAGAAAAAUGCUGAUGAUCUAAAUGAUUUAUCAAAUGAAAUCAAGCCACAGAGUAAUUUCUGCUCAGAUGGACCAAAAGCUCCGUGUGAGAAGCCACAGCCAGUGCCCGAAGCACAAGCGCCAUGGAGAACGGCGAGAAGAGACAGAAUAAGUGGUGGUCAGAGGGAGAUACUUUUGCACUGUUGGCCCUCAUUGAAGAACUCGGUCUGGUUCGAGAGCUGGAUAAAAAACGCCAGCGCAACGACUCCCAUUUCAAGCGGCUGAGGUACACCCUGGCCAAACGCAACAUCGAUUUCACCGUCAACCAAAUCCGCAACCGCUGGAAGAGCCUGAAACACAAAUACCGCAAGAUCAAGGCUGUGGGCUACCGGAGCGGCGCGGCCAAACUCUCAGCAAUCGAGUCUUUCCGCUACUUUAAGAAGCUGGAUCGCAUGCUGGCCAGGAGACCCAAACCGACUACCCCACCCCAUUUGGGAUGCGACAACCUCGUCGUGCUUUCUGCCUCUGAGCUUGAGGAUCACACAGACAGUGACCCACAGCAACCUUCCACAUCGGUAGCCUGGGAUCCCCCCACCAAUGGUCCAGAGAUGGAUGUCGAUGAGGAGGAUGUUAAGGGUCCUCACGCGGUACCCUUGGGUCUCAAGACCCCUCCGUGGGAGAGUGGGGAGGAGAUUGUCACCUUGGGGCCUGCAGGGGAAUACCUGUACCCUGUCAAGCCUGGGCAGCAACAGCUGUCCCCUGCACAGUCCAUAGGGGGUUCCACUGGACCCCACUGCACCAGUUCCACACCCAAUUCGCUUGGUGGCGCUGAAGACACCAGCACCCUAAUCCUCCAGCAGCUGACCUUACUGAACCACCAGUUGGAAGAACAGAUGGCCGAGCAGCGGGCCUUCCAUUGCAGUGUGCUGGGAAUGCUGGACCGGCAAAUCGAGUUACUGCAGCAGCUCUCCAGCAAUACCAGGGCGCCACACCGGGGCGAGGGAGAGGGCUUCCCCAGUGAGCAGGUCCACGGUGCCUUGGUUCACAUCAUGAGGGGUGUGGAGCAGGCUAGGGCCAAGGGACUAGUGGAGAGCCCGUCCAGACGGCUCCCCCUUGAGGCAGCUCUGCCUGCCUGGUCUGUGCCCCUGCUGGAGCUGAACCAAGGCUCCUUUUCCUCCUCAGCAUUAUCCUCGACCAAUGAGAACUCGUCCAGUGCUGUGACAUCACAUGGAGGGAAGGCGGAACCUUCGCACAUAGCAGAUCAACCCUCCCAUGCUCCUAAAAACUGCCAGCACAAAUGAGAAUGCAGCAGAGAAAUAGGAGCAGUCAAGCAUAUAUAAGUAUGGUGUUUUAGGAUUUUACCAUGUAGUAUAGCCUGAUUUCUACCUCCCCACCCUCAAAUGGAUGCAUAGUCCAUAGUGGAGGUGUACCACUUAAUGAAACUUGGUAAGGACAUCCUUUAGUUAUUGAGACUGUCAAAAUCUAGGGGGUAUUAGUCAGCACCAUCGCAGCAUUGUUGGGUGUAAACGACACUAUUCGUUCAGCCUUGCAGCAAUUUUAAACCCUAAGAAUGUAUCUAUAUAGUAUUGUUCAAAAGUUUGGAAGCAGCAAAUGAUUUACAGCAAGACUAGGGUUGGGGAUUGCAUUGUCCAUUUUUCCUCCUCUUUAAAAAAUAUGCUAAAUAUUAUAAUGAGGAAAACAUCUCACAAGGGGAUGGGGAGUUUGUUGCCGGAUAACUUCACUCCAACUACUUGCUCACUAAAUAUCUUGUUAUCCCUAAAUAGAAAAUGGUCUUACUCUAAAAAAUAUGCUAAGGAUUUGAAUCCAGUUAGAGGUAGAAAUUGCACUAUAUUGGGUAAAACUUAAAAAUGCUCUUCUUAUGAAGAUUGUACAAUGGACUUUGCAAAAGUAACACAGCAACUUAGAAACUGAUAAACAAUCUCUUUUCAUCCAGCCAGGGUUGGCGACAGCACCCGGGCAACCUGGGCAAGCGACCAGGGCCCCAUAGCCAGAGGGGGGCCCACACACAUACAGAAAUGAAAUUGCAAAUAUGAGUCAAUAUACUAUUUCUGUGCCAGCUAUCAUAAUCAAGCAGUCUUUAGGGCUAGAAACAUUUAGUUUUCACUAAACUAAACUAAACUAAACUGUAUGCGUGCAGCGCAGUAAAACUUUUCAGAUCUCCCCUUUUUUCUCUUUUCCUGCUUGUGUCCCGUUCACUUAGUCCCGCCUCUUCUCACUCCCUAUUGGCUUCUGCCUCCCCAGUUCUUCGAAAAUACGAAAGCUAUUGGCUGAUCUUGACAUACAAUUAUACAAAUGUGCCAAUUAAAGACAUUCUAAAAUUGGCACGUUUACUCUCCAACAAUCAAGACUUUCAUUUGACAAGCGCUUUGUCGAGC
Messenger RNA from Acipenser ruthenus (sterlet), 2450 nucleotides. RefSeq lists its product as uncharacterized. The coding region runs from base 198 to 1355 and encodes 385 amino acids. The transcript has 4 exons. Lineage: Eukaryota; Metazoa; Chordata; Actinopteri; Acipenseriformes; Acipenseridae. The record is from RefSeq and is a predicted model, not a curated record.